This is a messenger RNA of Ruditapes philippinarum (Manila clam), 1676 nucleotides long. RefSeq lists its product as uncharacterized. The transcript has 6 exons. Lineage: Eukaryota; Metazoa; Mollusca; Bivalvia; Venerida; Veneridae. The coding region runs from base 165 to 1676 and encodes 503 amino acids. The record is from RefSeq and is a predicted model, not a curated record.
GCCACCUGGCAACAAGCCAAAUUGAAAUACCCGUUGCAAAACGAAAAAGCUUAAAAAAGAUUUUAUGAAGUGCGCAUGUCAAUGUUUGGUAGAAGGCGUUGAGAUAAAUAUGGAGAGAAUAGUGAAGCGGUACCGAACACUGGGUAACAAAAAGCAUUAAAAAUAUGGAUCACCAAAAAGAGAUAGAGAAGAAGAAAUACAGAAACUGGGUGAGGGGUGGACUAGCUUACAAAUAUCUUAAACAAGGUCUUGAAAAUUUUGCUGAUGAUGUUGUGAAACGAGAACACACAAGAAUCCUUGCGUCUAUCAAUAACACCGCACACACUAACUGUAAUUUCUGCUUACUACGAAAUUUGCAACCGUUACAUACAUGUAAAAAGGGACAUAAUGGACAGAAAAUUUGUCCAUACGAACUCUUUAACUGUAACUGUGUACAUAGUAAGAAACAACCAUGCCCUUCAAGCAUAUGUGAUGGCGUUAUGGAAGAAAUAUUAAAGAGUCAUGGAUCCUUACCUCCUCAGCCAAACUGGAAAAAUACAGAUAUAAAGAAAUGGUGUACAGAGCCAUGGGAGGUGGCCAAAUGCUACAUAAAUGCACCUGGCUAUGCAGACAAGAAAAAUGCAGCUGAUAUAGAUGCAUCUGGAUUGCUCCAUGUUUUCAUAAAUAAUACCAAUCUUCAUUCACAUUUAGCAUGCUCGAUGACAGGCAACACUAACAUAUUCAUCAAGACACGUGCCAGAAGAAAUUCUAUUUUCCAUUCACCGUCAAUGGAAAUGGAAGAUAAAGAGUUGAAUGAAUGUGUGGAUGAUAUAAUUGCGAUCUUGGAAGAUGCUAAAGAAAUAAAGACGAGAGACGAUGCCCAAAAAGCGGUUACGAAACUGAAAAAGUUACGGUAUGAUGAUUUCGUAAUAACAACCCACAACGAGUUGGAGGUAUGUCGGGAAGCUUUGUCUACCGUCACAAGAAUGACUGUUGAACUGAAUCAGUUGAUUCAAAAAACAAAGGUUGACAUUGAUAUAAAACAAGCCAGCGCAUCUAAAGCCAUAGAUAGUAAAAUACAAACAGUUCUACAAGAUGCUGCGGAGGCGCUAGCUAACAAUGGUGAACUUAAAGAGGUUGAACAAGCAAUCAAAGUGUUAAAUACAAAAGUGGAUAAUUCUGAAAGGAACUUUAAGCAGCGGCUGAUACAGAUAGAGAAUGACAUAGCUACAUUGAAAGCUUCAGGUGAUCAACAGAAAACCAAAGAAAGGCUGAAAUAUUUGGAGGAUAAACAAAAGUUACAGGGAGAGCUUGUUAAAUAUUACCAGAAGUAUUUUCUGAAGACAUCGGUUUCUCCUUUGAAGCAAGAGGAAGAUAACAUUAAGGUAAAAGAUGUAUAUGUACCUCCUGAGAUAGAAGUUAUCGAAGAAAAACAUUUUGAUAAUACGGAUAAAAUGAAGCAAAAGACGCAUGAGAAGAAAUAUGUGAAAAGAUACCAGGAAAUCUUUCAAACUAAAAAGCAGCAGAAUAAGAAGAUUUAUAUAGUGGGCGACGUUGGAACAGGAAAGAGUUUCUUCUGCAAAAUUAUGAUUGAAAACUGGUGUGAAGCGGUUAAUGUUGCGUCAAGAAAAGAAAUAGGCGAUGAAAUUAUUCACAUAUCCAGUGAAAUAGAUAUAUACACCGUCAACCGCUGCUGA